Molecule: messenger RNA, 753 nt
Organism: Daldinia vernicosa
Lineage: Eukaryota; Fungi; Ascomycota; Sordariomycetes; Xylariales; Hypoxylaceae
Product: DUF866-domain-containing protein
Exons: 5
Coding region: 142-624 (160 amino acids)
Molecular function (GO): zinc ion binding
Source: RefSeq, a predicted model, not a curated record
ACUCCAAUGUUACACCCUGAUUAAAACGAUACCUCACAUCACUUCUGAAAUAUUAGACCAGUGAGGCUCAAUCGCUCAAAUCAACCUUCAUCUAAUACGCGCAAUACAAUACUUGGGAAUAAGGAAGGAAAUCUACUCACGAUGUACACGCUCACUCUAACGGCAGAAUUAAACGGGGUUACCGACCUCCGACCCAAGGACACUGCCGAAAGCCCGUUCUGGUAUACCUUCACGGUCCAGUGUACCUCGUGCCGGGAGACCCAUGGAAACCCGGUCGCGGUCAGCAGAUUUGAGACCAACGAGUUAAGCGGAAGUAGAGGAGAGGCCAACUUCGUGUGGAAGUGCAAGAAUUGCAAGCGAGAGUCCUCUUGCUCGAUCAAGACGGCGCCUAAGCCCUACGCGCAAGGCGAGCCGCCUAAGCAGCAGUCCAUCAUCGAGUUCGACUGUCGCGGCUUGGAGUUUACGGAUUUCACUCCCGAGGGGGAAUGGUUGGUAGACGGCAUCGAGUCGAAUACUAAGUUUGAAGGGGUUGAGCUGCAGGAGGGCGAGUGGUACGAGUAUGAUGAGAAGGCCGGGGAGGAAGUUAGCAUUAAGGAUUUGAAGUGGGAGAUCAAGAGGGCUUGAGAAGUUGCUGUUUUAGAUUACGUAGGUUGAGCCUUGGAAACCUAUAUGAAUCAAAUUAAGUGAAGACACGGCAUAGUGAUAGACGUGCUAUCCAAUGCGUUCUAGGUUAGCUCCUUGAUAUGAAGUUGC